GUUGGUGAUUCUGUUGGUUCCUGGUGGUGAGUAGAGAGAUUGAAGGGGCCGGGCCCAUAGCGGAAAGAAAUGGCGAGUAUGGUUAACGAGAACGAGUGUGGAGGGGAAACACAGAGCCUUGAGCCACAGGGACCGGGCCGGGGAGCGGCCAGAUGGGGUCCACAACACGCCGGUGCCCGAGAACUGGCUAAUUUGUACUCGCCAGGCAAAAGAUGUCAAGAAUGGAUCAGUGUCAUCCUCUGCUUCUCUCUCAUGGCCUUCAACCUCAUUUACCUCCUUGCCAAUUUCCAUCAGGGACAUAUAUGGUCCAUCCUGCUGGGCAUUGUGGCAGGUAUCCUCACUGCAGACUUUGCAUCAGGAUUUGUUCACUGGGGGGCUGAUACGUGGGGAUCGGUAGAUCUACCCAUCUUUGGAAAGGCCUUUAUACGUCCAUUCAGAGAGCACCACAUCGACCCCACAGCCAUCACCCGUCACGACUUCAUUGAGACCAACGGUGACAACUGCAUGCUGACCAUAGUCCCUCUAGCAAACAUGGCCUAUAACUUUCUCACCCUCUCACCUGCGGAGAUUUACCAUAUCUACCCCCUGUACUGCUACCUGUAUGCACUGGCCAUCUUUGUGACUCUUACCAACCAGAUUCACAAGUGGUCUCACACAUACUUCGGGCUGCCUCGUUGGGUCGUGUUCCUGCAGGACUGCCACAUCAUCCUUCCCCGCAAGCACCACCGCAUCCAUCAUGUCUCUCCUCACGAGACCUACUUCUGCAUCACUACGGGUUGGCUGAACUACCCUUUGGAGAAGCUGGGUUUCUGGAGAUAUUUGGAGGAGCUCAUCCAGGGUGUGACAGGAGAGAAGCCGAGGUCGGACGAUCUGAAAUGGGCUCAGAAAGUCAAGUAACACAGCGGGCUAACUGCACCCUACCUCAGACAACACUGGGUCCGUCCAGGCUUCUCAUCCCUUUUUUUCCCACACUUAGUUUUUCUUCCUAUGGACUUACAAUCUAACACUUUCUGAUGCCAUAGCUUUAACUAUUGCACAUUGUUUUUCUCUUUUUCAAAAGGAGGGCUUUGUUGGUGGAAUUUUUCAUCACUCUCACACAGAUAAUAUUUAAAAAAAAUGCAAUAUAUCCUUGAAACUUUAUAUAUUUAACACAGCUCAUCACUUUUUAGGGGUUUUGCUAAGGAAGAGCGAUCAUAUACAUUUGAAAUCACUUUCUAAGGAAAUCAAAUAUUUUCUCCACAUAAAAAAAAUCAAACUCAACAAAAAAAAUACUUGAAAGGUUGAAAACUCUUUGCUUCUCCAGAGCCAGAGCUGUUAAUUUGAAGUGAUGAUGAAUCACAUUAUAUUUAGCUCAGCUUUAUUUUCUGUGGAUCUGUCUCUGCAUCUCCACUUUAUCAAGGAUCUACUUGAUGUGCAAGUGAUUUUAGGCUUGAAUUUUAUUUAGGUCACGGUGCGUAGUCAGGCUGGAGUGAUGUAGGACUUUUGGAAGCUUUACCAAUUUUGAUAUCUAAAGAUCAAAUUGAUAAAUAUUACUGUACAUUUAUUGUAUACUUGCACAUUUGGGUUCAGCUCAGCCCACUUUUGACACUCUUUAAAAGCGAGGUAAAGAUGCGUUCAAGGAUGAUUAAUAUAAACUGUUUCUAAAACACAGCCAUAUUUAAUUGUUUAAUCUGGGGUGUGUCAACCCCCCAAAAAUGACUCCAAAAAUACCGAGGAACAUAGACAGUGUAGAAGAUGGAUGUAGCCACAGUGAGGUCACCCAGAGGUCAGUGAACUGCACACUUGUUGGUUGACGUCUUGUCAAUCACAAAUGGUCAGCUAAUGGGUAAUUAUCCUUUCUGAAACUUAGAAUGAGCAAAAUGUAUUUAAUAUUUUAUCUAAUAUAACCUGAAAUGAGUGGAUCAGAUCCAUAAAAGCAUUUCUUGGAGGCCAUUAAAAAGAACGUAUAUUUAAAGCACUUCCAUGUUGGCUUCAUGUCCUAGGAGCUGCGUCCAUCUUUUAUACUUUCCUAACAAAGAGGAGAUGUUACCACGAGAUGCUAAAGGAAAAGAUACCCUCCCCUAAAAAAAUCAAAAGAAAACGCUAACUGCUCCUGUCGGAUCAUAGUGGUAUUUUCAGUUUCAUUUGUGGAUCUUUGCAUGUGAUCCAACCAUUGAAAAAGUCAUUUUCAAGCAAAACCAUUUGAUUUGAAAGGCUUGUAAAAAUUUACAAAACUGCAGUCAUCACUGAUGUUAGGUCAUUAUAAAUUUGGGGCAAAUAGAAAUAAAUUCGGUUGUUGUAUCUGCUGGGUUAGUCUGGCCCUAAAAUCAGAUGAUCAUGUGCCCUCCACGCCGACGAACCAGUUUGCAGGAAAGAGGCACAUGCAGUUUUUUGUCAAGCUGCCUUACACGCCGCAUAUGCAGUACUUCUGUUUGUUUUUGGUUCAGCUGCAGCUCUUUUUGUUGUGAUGUUGCAUUGUUCUGUCAUUCUGGGGUUUGUAUCUCGCAUAGUGAGACGCAGACACUCCAAUGUUACGUGUCAGCUUUGUGUGAUGCUGUUUUCACUCCGUGCUUCUCGCUAUUGCUUGUAUCGUGGAAGGAGACUGUCAGGUUCAGAGCAUAACAUUCCCGCUGACCAACGUUGCCACCGUGUACCUUCUUGGUAACUGUGACAAGCAGGCUCGGUGAUUGUUUCAAGGGCUUCACUGAAGGGUGACGAUCUUGGAAUUUCCUUUAAAACCUCUAGAUGAGAUUAAUUGGUUGAAAGUUUUAAUGUUACAGUCAUUGAUUUGUAAAUGUAUUGUACAGCAAUUAACUAUGCAUUGUAAUAAGAGGCCCUUAAUUAUAUGUCUUAACUCAUCUGAUUAGGUUCAAAUGCCUUUCUUUUUCUAUAGUUUACACAUAUUUGCUAAGUCAGAAGAACUGGAGUUUAAAAAUUUAGCUACUUAAGAAAUUGCAUGACAAUUUUCCUUUUUUCUAAUUAAGAUGUCACACAGACGAAAGAAUGCAUGCAUGCAUAUAGCAUGUCGGCUUGUGCAAGCAAUGCACUGGGUCACCAGCUUUCCUUUGAGUUUGUGUAAAAGCAGUCAUGAAUGGGGAGGAUUUCGCUCGCUCCAGAGGAAACUAAUUGUACUGCUUUUAAGAAAUGACCCCAAACUUUGACCAAAUGGUCCCAGGUCUGAACCACCAAAGUGUUAUCUUCAUUCCAAGGAAAUCCUGGCAAAGUUUUUCAGGCGGAAAUGGGAGAAGGUAACCUUCUUAGGUUUACUAGGUUAAAGGCUUACUUGUUAAGCUUAAAGUAGACAGAUUAAUGAUCAUUACAGUUAAGUUUGCAGCCAAAGUUCUGCUUUAUGUUACGUGAUAUUCCACUUUUAGAAUCCUUCAUACUUGAUUAUAUAGGAUUAUUUACCAUAGAUCAGCAGCAGGAGUACACUGCAGACUGCAUCGUGCUUGUAGAGUAUUGUGAGAAGCAGUUUUGUGUGCGCUUGGUAGUGUCAUUUUGCUGGUAGAUGGAUGGU
This is a messenger RNA of Pelmatolapia mariae (spotted tilapia), 3496 nucleotides long. RefSeq names its product plasmanylethanolamine desaturase 1 (gene peds1b). The transcript is spliced from 6 exons. Gene Ontology annotation, molecular function: oxidoreductase activity. Lineage: Eukaryota; Metazoa; Chordata; Actinopteri; Cichliformes; Cichlidae. The coding region runs from base 70 to 897 and encodes 275 amino acids. The record is from RefSeq and is a predicted model, not a curated record.